AUGAACGCCGCAAAGAACAUGUCCAAGUCUCUCCGUCACGCAAAGAUCACUCCUCAUCGCUCCAGCAGCCGAGGUCACAGUGAUCAUGGCUGGUUGAACACCUACCAUAGUUUUUCCUUCGCCGACUGGUAUGACCCGAGGUUCAGUCACUUUGGCUCUCUCCGAGUCCUCAACGAGGACCGAGUAAAGGCCAAUUCGGGUUUCCCAACUCACCCUCACCGGGACUUUGAGAUCUUCAGCUACAUCCUAUCAGGAGAGCUCACACACCGAGACUCAAUGCUCACCAAGGGCAAGGAGGGAGGACAGUCUGACAAGUUCUACCGCAUGCAUCGUGGAGAUGUCCAGUUCACCACUGGUGGAACUGGCAUUGCCCACUCCGAAUUCAACGAACACAAGUCAGACACUGUUCACUUUCUUCAGAUCUGGGCCAUCCCCUGGAAGCGUGGUCUUGCUCCCCGAUACCACACCCGCCACUUCAGCGAUGAGUCCAAGAGACAAGAUUUUGUCAAGAUCCUGAGCCCUCUCAAGGGAGGCGAGGAAGCUACAGUCCAACAGGAGAAGGACGCUGAGCCUGUCAUCCCCGACACAAUCCCCAUCCACGCCGACUUUGUCAUGGCGGCCGGUAUCAUCGAGCCAAGCAAGAAGUUUGAGUGGACCGUUGGUGGAGGCGCUACUGAGCAAACAAAGAGAAAGGUCUAUGUGCAUGUGCCCAUGACCAAGGGAGGAAAGGCCAAGAUCCGUCUGGAUGGCCGGGAGGAUUCCGAGAUUCAAGAGGGUGAUGGUGCCUUCAUUGAUGGUGUCAAUGCCGGUGAUAAGCUCGCCGUUGAGAGCAUUGGUGAGGUCGAGGCCGAGGUUGUCGUUCUUGAUACUGCUUAA
This is a messenger RNA of Fusarium subglutinans, 876 nucleotides long. RefSeq names its product yhhW. The transcript has a single exon. The coding region runs from base 1 to 876 and encodes 291 amino acids. The record is from RefSeq and is a predicted model, not a curated record. Lineage: Eukaryota; Fungi; Ascomycota; Sordariomycetes; Hypocreales; Nectriaceae.